AUGGCAGUAGACUCGAAAGAGACCCCAGGAGAAGAAUCUGACAAAAAGAAGAAAAAGAAGAAAGGGAGGAAGAGUGACGAGAGUGUGGAAGGGACCAUCGAGGAGAACGGAAUGGCUGUUGACUCGGAAGACGCAGUGCCGGAGCCAGAGAAGAGAAAGCAAAAGAAGAAAGAGCACUCCGAGGAGGGGGGACCUAUGUCGGUUGAGGCAGAAUCAUCCACUCCCUCAGGAGAAGCGGAGAAGAAAAAGAAAAAGAAGAAAAGGAAACGCGAAGAGGAGGAAGGCGUAAAACCCACAACCGAGGAAGUCACUUCCGAAUCGAAGAAAGAAAGGAAAGAGAAGAAAAAGCGAAGAAAAAAGGACCAGUCCUCAACAUCUCCGCCGGACUCUGUCCCACCCACAUCUGCAGAAUCGUCUUCCGCCCCUUCAAAAGCACCAUCGCCCAAGCCCACUGCAUCCUCUUUCGGCGUGUCGUCUCCUGCCUCAGCUGAAGAUGCCGCUGCUUUCCUCAAGAAACACUCUGUAACGAUACAUACCCCUCCUAAUGCUCCACAAGUUACCCCAGUCAUCAAGUUCUCUCAGCUCGACGUCCCAUCGGAAAUUCGGGAUGCAUUUGCUGGCUUCAAAGAACCAACACCCAUCCAGGCAUGCACCUGGCCCCCUGCACUGGAGGGCUGUGAUGUAGUUGGAAUCGCAGAAACUGGCAGCGGAAAGACUCUCGCCUUUGGCAUCCCAGCACUUUGCCGUCUCAUGAAAUCACCUACGAAAACAUCCUCGAACUCGGGUAAAUCAACAGUAUCUACCUUGGUCGUAGCCCCAACGCGAGAAUUGGCGAUACAAACUCAUGAAACACUGUGUGCGCUAGGCAAGCCAUUCGGGACAGCUAGCGUGGCCGUAUUUGGUGGCGUUCCUAAGGAGCCUCAAGUGAAGAUGCUUAAAAACGCGAACAAGGCCAAAGAUGGACUCACGACGCGCAUAAUUGUUGGUACCCCUGGUCGGAUAUUGGACCUCAUGCAGGAGGGGGCCUGUGACCUCAGUGGGGUGGACUACCUCGUUCUGGACGAGGCAGACCGUAUGCUGGAUAAGGGGUUCGAGAAUGAUAUCCGUAAUAUCAUUUCCAGCACCAAGCCUUCCGAGGAGCGGCAGACGAUGAUGUUCAGCGCUACCUGGCCUGAAUCUGUCAGACGACUAGCAAGUACAUUUCAGCGCGAUCCGGUACGAGUUACUGUCGGCAGCGACGACUUGACAGCAAACAGCCGAGUAGCGCAGAGUGUGGAGGUAUUUGACGACGCCCGGUCGAAAGAUCAACGCCUCCUGAACGUGCUCAAAACCUUGGCGCACAAGAAAACCACUAAAACAGGGGAUUCGGAAGCGCGGAUUCUCGUAUUUGCCCUGUACAAAAAGGAGGCGUCACGGGUAGAGCAAAUGUUACACAGACAGGGAUACACCGUCGGGGCACUACACGGGGACAUGUCACAGAACGCGCGAAUGGAGACGCUGGAAAACUUCAAGAAUGGAAAAACGGGUCUUAUGGUGGCGACAGAUGUGGCGGCGCGGGGGUUGGAUAUCCCGAACGUUGGGGCGGUCAUCAAUUAUACAUUCCCGCUGACGAUAGAGGACUAUAUUCACCGCAUCGGCAGGACAGGCCGGGGAGGAAGGAGCGGCAAGUCGAUUACGUUCUUCACGGGCGACGCGCACGAACGGUCUUUGGCUGGCGAGUUUGCGCGUGUCCUGCGCGAGGGUGGCUUCGACAACGAGGCUCUGAAGAAGUUCCCGAUGACGAUUAAGAAGAAGGAGCAUGGCGCGUACGGUGCAUUCUUCCGGGACGAUAUCCCAGUGCCCAAGGGGCCUACGAAGAUCGUGUUUUAA
Messenger RNA from Cyclocybe aegerita, 1869 nucleotides. The record is from the annotation of a GenBank genome assembly. NCBI's taxonomy places the organism in Eukaryota, Fungi, Basidiomycota, Agaricomycetes, Agaricales, Hemipholiotaceae.